This is a messenger RNA of Homo sapiens (human), 3990 nucleotides long. It is a transcript of the gene CCDC90B, whose product is annotated as coiled-coil domain containing 90B. The record is from RefSeq and is marked validated. Lineage: Eukaryota; Metazoa; Chordata; Mammalia; Primates; Hominidae. The transcript is spliced from 9 exons. The coding region runs from base 396 to 1160 and encodes 254 amino acids. Gene Ontology annotation, cellular component: mitochondrial membrane.
AAAUGCGACUCCAUCUCCCCCGACCCAAGCGCGUAAUGGCCGCUGGCUAUCUUGGGGGAGCCAGCUGUUGGACUAUGCCCCACUGCCAGGAAACAGGCGCCGGAAGGUUCUCUGACAAGAUCUCGCUUUCCUAGGGCGGUGAAGGCGUUCAAAGGUCGGGAAGGGGCGCUGGGAGAAGCGGGGCAGCGCUGAGCCAUGCUCGCGAACUGUGGGUCUGUCUGUGAAGAGACCCAGUUUCGUGGGACCACGGUGGCGCCUGCGCUGGGAGGUGAGCUUGUGACAGAGCGAAAACUACAAUUCCCAGCAUUCCUGUGGUGCCAGAACUACCUUGCCCGAAAGCCUGUGCGAGAUUUACCCCGUCUUCCGCCUCCCUCCCACCGGAAAACUCUGAGGACAUGAAUAGUCGCCAGGCUUGGCGGCUCUUUCUCUCCCAAGGCAGAGGAGAUCGUUGGGUUUCAAGGCCCCGCGGGCAUUUCUCGCCGGCCCUGCGGAGAGAGUUCUUCACUACCACAACCAAGGAGGGAUAUGAUAGGCGGCCAGUGGAUAUAACUCCUUUAGAACAAAGGAAAUUAACUUUUGAUACCCAUGCAUUGGUUCAGGACUUGGAAACUCAUGGAUUUGACAAAACACAAGCAGAAACAAUUGUAUCAGCGUUAACUGCUUUAUCAAAUGUCAGCCUGGAUACUAUCUAUAAAGAGAUGGUCACUCAAGCUCAACAGGAAAUAACAGUACAACAGCUAAUGGCUCAUUUGGAUGCUAUCAGGAAAGACAUGGUCAUCCUAGAGAAAAGUGAAUUUGCAAAUCUGAGAGCAGAGAAUGAGAAAAUGAAAAUUGAAUUAGACCAAGUUAAGCAACAACUAAUGCAUGAAACCAGUCGAAUCAGAGCAGAUAAUAAACUGGAUAUCAACUUAGAAAGGAGCAGAGUAACAGAUAUGUUUACAGAUCAAGAAAAGCAACUUAUGGAAACAACUACAGAAUUUACAAAAAAGGAUACUCAAACCAAAAGUAUUAUUUCAGAGACCAGUAAUAAAAUUGACGCUGAAAUUGCUUCCUUAAAAACACUGAUGGAAUCUAACAAACUUGAGACAAUUCGUUAUCUUGCAGCUUCGGUGUUUACUUGCCUGGCAAUAGCAUUGGGAUUUUAUAGAUUCUGGAAGUAGUAUUAAUGCUCAUCCUGCUGUGGCUGUUGGCUUCUUAGAACACCAAACCGGGAGAGAUUUACUUUGAACAUUGUCAGUUGCAGCAAAAAUUUACUACACAAGAUUAUUCGAAGUGUAUACGGACUAAAAGAGGAAGUGUUUUAGAAUGAGAAGAGAUACUGUGUCUUUAUUGUGUGUGUGUGAGUGCAGGUGUGUGUCUUUAUUAUAUUGAAAAGCUGUCACUCAGACCUGGUUUGAGAUAGAAGAGCAUUUUGUCCUUUUGAUAGUUAAUAGAAAUUGAACCAGAGUUUUCUUAUGUUUGCUUGAACAGUUGUGUAAAUCAUACAGGAUUUUGUGGGUAUUGGUUGAAUAUUUGUAAACCAUUCCCUAGCCUACAUAUUUAUUACUGAAUUAACUUUCCUGAUAACCAUUGCAUAAUUACAUUUUUCUAUAAAAUGAAAGAUUAUUACAACAAAGUUGUGUGGGUUUUCAAAGUGACUUACCAUAUAGUUGGAGAUUGAUUUCUUUUUGGUAAUGAACUAAAACAAUAAAUUUUAAAAUGAUAGGCCAGGCGCGGUGGCUCACACCUGUAAUCUCAGCACUUUGGGAGGCUGAGGCGGGUGGAUCACUUGAGGUCAGGAGUUCUAGACCAGCCUGGCCAACAUGGUGAAACCCCGUCUCUGCUAAAAAUACAAAAAUUAGCCAGGCAUGGUGGCACAUGCCUGUAAUUCCAGCUACUCGGGAGGCUGAGGCAGGAGAAUCUUGCAGUGAGCCGAGAUAGCACCACUGCACUCCAGCCUGGGUGACAGAGCAAGACUCCAUUACCUAAAUAAAUAAAUGUGUGCUUUAGUGCAAAUUACAACACUUAAUAUGAAAUCUGUAGAGUUGCUAAAUAUUGAGCUCUGAUUAUUACAUGUAUUUUUUAAAUAUUUGAUACUCAAAAACCAGUUUAUCCCUGCUUCUUAAUGUAGUUUAAGUUAACCCAUCUUAAAUUUAUUACAUAAAACAAAGCUUUUCUUAAUGACUUCAAUUCAGCAAACAUUGAUAUCUAGUACCUACUCUCAAGAAACUCAUAGGAAAAUUUAAAUUCGUAUUUUGUUUUGUUAUUAGAUAUAUUUUUUCUUACAAAGUAAUAUCUAUUAGUAAAUCAUAUGUAAUUUCAAAGAAAUUUUAAAAUAUCCUUUUCAUCUUAGUUCUUCAGUCUUACCCAGAUCAAGAAGACAAGACCAGAAAGUAAACAUUUUGAGUUCAUAAUGCCUUGGUAAUAGCUAUAAAAGUUUGACAAUCAUUAUUCAAAAUAGCCUUGUCAUUUGUUUAGCUAUAAACAGGGAAUCUGCAGUAUAGAGCAGUCAAGAGAUUGGUCCAUAUGGUCCAGUGAGUGAGAGUCAGGCUUUCCAACUAUAUUUUCCUCAAAAAUCUAACUGCUGGUUUGUUUUCAAAAGAAAAACCUUGACAUUAUCCUGUUACAUUCUGAUUCAUUUUUAUCUCUAUUGCCUAAGAGAGUUCUUAGUAUAUUAUAGAUUAAUUUUCACUGAGUCAAUUAAUAAGUUACCAUAUAUAUUAAAGUCCACUGUAACAAAGUAUACUGCAUUUGUUCAGUUAACCAAUAUGACUGCCUGCUAUAUGCCAAACAGCAUGCUAGUCCCUGUGUGCACAGAGAUGAACAUGGUUUCAUUCUCAUUGAAUUGACAAUCUUAAGGAGAGAGACAUAAACAAGUAAAUUAUUGGUUUGUUAAGAUUUAAAAUAUUCUAAAAUAUUAAGAGGGAAUGCGUCUUUCCUCCAUGUGAAGGAAGCUCCAGUAGCAUAACACUGUCGUCACUCUUCAUCCCCUUAUCCACUCUGCCCUAGGUAAAGUGACUUGCCCAAUUGUAAAUCUGGAAGGAGAAACAAGGUGCAAUUAGCCCACUUCCUCCCCACUCCUGUUUGGGACCAGCCCAUCUGAAGAGACAUUCAUUCUGUUCUGCUUCUAUGGGAUCAGGCUCUGCCUCUGCAGGAUGAGGCCUGGCCCAGUAGAGCAAUGCUUGAGACAGGGUAAAUCUGUCCAGUUCUAGAGUUCAGUGAUAAGAAGCUUACUGGCCUUAAGAUGAAACCCAUAUUCUCUUGCUGAGCACAGUGGCACACAUCUAUAGUCCUAGCUGCUUGGGAGGCUGCGGCAGCAGGAUUGCUUGAGCCAAGGAGUUCAUCAAGGCUAAAGUGUACCAUGAUCAUACCUAUAAAUAGUCACUGCACUCCAGCCUGGCAACACAUGAGACCCUGUCUCCUAAAAAAAAACUUCUCCAAUAGUUUUAUCAGCAAAUAAAGGUGUUUUUUAGGCCUCUAUAUUAGUUUAUUCAUUCUUCAUCUUAGUUAUAUUCACAACCCAGAAUGGAAAGGAGGUAUGCCAUUUAUUGGACCUUCUCAAGCCCCAACAAAUAAAUAUACUUAUUCCCAGGUUAUACAGCCACUAAAUAUUAAAUAGAUCUGCGUUCUUUCUCAUUGUAGGGGUUUAGCAAACAAAGUGCUUUGUAUCCAAUAACAGAAGAAUAGAAAUAUGCAUACCAUACCCUGUCCCCAUUACUUUUAGAUCCUAUAUCCUUUCCAUGAAACUUCAUUUUGAUGGUGGUUCUGGGGUUCAGGUAAAUUUUUGUUUCAGUGAUGGAAAUAUAUGAAAUAAGGAUGAGAGGAUUGUGUUUCUAUAUGCCUUAAAACUAUACCUCUAUUCCAGCACUUGCACUUCACUAUGAAACAGCAAUUAUACGUAUCUUUUUCCUACACUAAACUACAAGUUCUCAGAAGGCCUCUAGACACAUGUGAGGUACUUGUUAAACGCCUGUGGAAUAAAUGAUACUCAUAAAUCUCAGUUGACCUUAA